This is a messenger RNA of Diachasma alloeum, 6334 nucleotides long. It is a transcript of the gene DIP-lambda, whose product is annotated as lachesin. Gene Ontology annotation, cellular component: neuron projection. The record is from RefSeq and is a predicted model, not a curated record. The transcript has 8 exons. Bases 1 to 1305 code for a protein of 434 amino acids. Lineage: Eukaryota; Metazoa; Arthropoda; Insecta; Hymenoptera; Braconidae.
AUGUCAGCUCAAAAAGUAACAGCACUACUAGCUACCCUCCUCCAGCUGUGUCUGAGUCAGAGUGCAACAGAAGUACUUCCAGUGUUUCUUGCACCGCUGGAGAAUCAUACAGUUACACAGGGAAGAGAUGUUUUCUUCACGUGUGUUGUUAAUCAUCUUCAAGGGUACAAGGUUGCCUGGAUAAAGUCAGAUUCCCGUGCGAUUCUUGCAAUUCAUACGCACAUGGUGACACACAACCCUCGAUUGUCAGUGACUCACAAUGGACACAACACGUGGAAACUUCACAUUUCUAACGUACAGAACAAUGACUCUGGUACUUAUAUGUGUCAGGUCAAUACAGACCCAAUGCGAAGUCAAAUGGGACACAUGGUGGUCCAGAUACCCCCCGACAUAAUUGACGAGGAUUCAACAGACGGUAUGGUGACCCGUGAGCGUGGCAAUAUAAAACUCCGUUGUAAAGCAACAGGGAUACCCCAACCAAUGGUCACAUGGAGGCGAGAGGACGGCCGAAACAUCACUCUCCGCGAGGAGGGACGUGAAAAAUUGUCUGUGAAAAGCUACGACGGUGAAACCCUCAACUUGACUGGUGUUAUACGACAGGAAAUGGGCACAUACCUGUGUAUCGCCAGCAAUGGAGUACCACCCACCAUUAGCAAACGUUACUCCGUACAAGUGCAUUUUGAACCAAUGAUAAAGGUGACGAAUCAGCUUGUGGGAGCACCGGUUAAUAGAAACGUAACACUUCAGUGCUCCGUUGAGGCAUCGCCACGUGCUAUGAAUACUUGGUUCAGGGAUAAAGGUGAAAAACUGCUGCCAAGUGGAAAAUACACGAUGACAGAAUUCCAGCACAACGAGUACUCAUGGCAGAUGAAUCUCACUGUGCACAAUUUAGAAAAAAAGGACUUUGGUGGAUACUCCUGUGCAGCAGUCAAUGCCCUGGGGAAAGCAGAGGCCAGUGUGCGUUUGCAAGAAUUGGAACUAGUAACAGAAACAACACCAGGCCCAGUGACUCGUCACACAGACGCAAAAAUUCGAAAGAAAACAAACGGGAAGAAGAAAGUACACAGAAGACCCUACGAUCAUCAAGAGGAGACCGAUAAUUACUUGAGUGGAUUUGAGGACUUCGGUACGACUCAAGUAAUGGGGGGGAGUACUCAGGAGGGUCACAGAACGGAGAGGCCCUUCACAUUCAGCGAGCGACCUUGGGUAACUAUGGUAUCAGCCACUCAGAGCCUCUAUCCGUCGUUUCAGGGAAUUUUUCUGCUGCUAUUUGCCUCAUUAUAUCGUCAGAGGGUUACGAUUUAAAUGGACUUUAUGGUCUGAUUCUGAUCUGCCAAAUUUAUGUACAUAUGAGAGAGGUUUAGUAUCGCGUGUGAAUGCUGGCGUAUUCUGAGCUGGGGAAAAUUACAUUUCAAUUGAGGGAAUACAAUUAAGAAAACUUUUUUUUUUGUUUUAGUUGAAGGGCAAACGGUUUUGGGGUUCAAUUGAGGGAAUACAAUAAAGAAAACUUUUUUUUUAGUUGAGGGUCAAAUGGUCCUAAAUGCAUUUGACCCUCAGCCCUGAACACCAUCAAGGGCCAUUUGACCCUCAACUCCAAACGUUCUUAAGGGUUGUUCGACCCUCAAGACCAUUCAACUCUCAACUCCAAACGUCCUUGAGACUCCUUUAACCCUCGACAUUAUUUGACCCUUGACUAGAAAGAAAUGGUUUUGAGGGUCAAAUGAUCCUUAAGGUUUUCAAUUGAGGGUCCAAUGGUUUUCAGGGUUAAACAACCCUCAAGACAAUUUGACCCUCAACUCCAAACGUCCUUGAGACUCAUUUAAUUCUCGUGACCCUCAUUUGACCCUCGACACCAUUUAACCGUCAAGUAGAAACAAAUGUUUUUAAGGGUCAAAUGAUCCUUAAGAAGGUUUUCAAAUGAGGGUCAAAUCGUCUUCAGGGUCAAACAACCCUCAAGACAAUUUCACCCUCAAUUUCAAACCUCCUUAAAGCUCGUUUGCCUUUCAGAACCAUUUGACCCUCAGCUAAAAACGAAGAAAGAAGUUUCUUAAAUUGUGCAAAGUAUCUUUUCGGCCCAUUCUCCCCUAUUAAUUGAGAUUCUCGUGACCAAUUAUCAGUCCAAUCUGACAAACAAACGCUUAAUUUAUAAUUUUAUUUUAAUUUUAUUUUUGAUUGACUAAAAUCGUAAAUGUUCAUUCAAUUUCUGUUUUCAAAGCCAAAAUGAAUAAUUAUUCAGUUGUCCAGACUAAUGAACUUGCGAUAAUUCAAAUAGUCAGCCAUAAUGACUAGUUCUCUAUGAAAUAUUACCCAGCUCUGAUACGCAACCAAUUGAAACUAAUUUAACGAGUAUCGUAAUUGGAAUGAGCGUGUAAUGAUACGAAAUAUAUGCGGGUAAAACUCUGCGGGCCCAUAUUUGUUCGAUUAAUCGAGCAUUUAACGGUGAAUUAUCCAAGAAUUCUCCGUUUCGCAUUUUUCCAUUCAUUAGCCAUUGUGGAUUACCAUCGGAAUGAAUUAACUGAUGGGUUUCGAAGGGACUAUUAAUGGUUAUUACCGUGAUUUUAAGAAUUCUGUAAAUUGUCUUCCCCAUUUUUUUUAAUGGUACCAUUAGUUGGAUUAAUGACCAAUAUCAUGACGCUAGGCGAACGGAAUUACCCGAUGGGGGUGUAUAUAAUCUCGCUAUUGCAGGUGAAUUAUUAAGUAGAGAUAUUCAAUUUUAGUCCGACUAGAAAGCAGAUGAAAUGUGGUAGAUUUGACGGAUGUAUUUUUUAAUGAUUGCGGUAUUUCGUUGGAGUGGGAUGCUGUUGGAUGGAGUUUUGGGGAAUUUAAAGACUUGAGAAAGAAAACCGAUAAAAUAUCGCAGAGAAGAGAAGAAAAAAUUUAUUCUCUCUUCUCGUUGAAUAUUGAAUUAUGAGUAAUUUAAAUGAAACAUGUCACAAAACAUUUUUUGUAGAAAAUUUCAAGAACUACAAAAAAAUUCCAGUGACUUCUUGUCGUAGAAUCACCCUUUUUAAGAUAAAUGUGAAAUUAAUAUAAAUUUCAGAUUCUAGUUUCAAAGGCACCGAUUUUAUGUUCCGUUAAUUAGUAAAUUAUCUCAAUAAUGAAGGCUUUUCGAUGAAAAUGCGAAAAAAAUUUUUUGUAGCGAAUUUCAAGAGCUGCAAAGAAGUUCUUGACUUUUUUUCGUAGAAUCACUCGUUUUUUUAAAUAAAUACACAAUUAACAAAAGUGUCAGCUUCGAAGUCGCCGAAAAUUAAAAAAAUAUUGGAAUUGAUUCAUUAUGUUUAAUCACUUCGCUACACAAUAGUCUCCAUUCAGACCCUAACGACCCCUUUAAUGACUCACUUGAAAUUCCGACAAUAUGACGUACCAAAGUCUAGACUAUUCGAUAACAUCACGCACCAUUCAAGCUUGAAAUACGAAAAAAAAGUGAUGAUUCUCUGAAGAAAAAAAAGGUGAAGUGAUCCUACAGGAUCCAUUCAGCGGGAAAUGGGUCAUCACAGAGCUAGCCCCCCAAAACAUCUCUGAUGAAAAUUUUCUCAAGCUUUCAUCUCACCAGACUCUGCAGAUAAACACCAAGAUAAUUACAAGACCUGAUAAGCGAAUGCCUCCAUUCCACUCCAUUACUAUAACAUAAAUUGAAAGACUUUGAAUCGUUUCAAUUUUCAUCUCGAGUUAGGACCACGAGUUAUUCACUAAUCAGACGUAAUACUGAGAGCCGAGGCGCUGAGACAAUAAAUAAUAUAACGUCGAGAAUUAAGAAUAAAAGCGUUUGAUCGAGAUUUUCAUUGCGUAAUAAAAAUCGUGUUAAAAGUCACAUUGAAUUCAGUAGUGAAGGGACACUUGGUGCAUCGACUCCACUUGAGGAUUAAUUUUUGGAGAAUAUGGAUACUGAGGUAUUUAUAAAAAAUUAUUCCUCAAAGGGAUUUCUGGAACAGAAAAAACCACUGAAGUCUGAGCGGAAUAGGCUUUUACCACUUCACCACUGAAUUAUGAAUUCUGAAGUUUCAGCCAUCAUAAAGAUAAUGUAAAGUUGAAUAGAUGAAUUAGAAAAAAUGUUAUUGAGCUCGUAACGUAUGUUAUUAUACUGUGAAUUUUUUUAUGAUUAAAUUUUCUAUUGCGGAUUUUAAAUUUGUUAGUGAAGUUGUAAAAUGUGUGUUGAUUUUUGUCAUUUUAGAAAAUUUCACCCUCAACUACUAACGUCCUUAAGGGUCAUUGACCCUCAAAACGAUUAAUUUCUAGUUGAGGGUCGAACAGCCUUUAGAACCUUCGGAGUUGAGGGCUGAUGGUUUUGAGGGUCAGAUAACCUUGAAGAACAUAUACAGAUGAAGGUCAAAUGAUCUUGAGUGUCAAACAGCCCUUACGAACUUUAAGGGUUGAAGAAAAAAGGGUCAUUUGGCCCGUGACCCACGUCUCCUAGAGUUCUUUGCCCUUCAAGACAAUUUGAUCCUCAAGAUUGCUUAACCCUUAACUGCAAACGUCCUUAAAGGCCGUUUGACCCUCAACUUCAAACGUCCUUGAGGGUCAUUGCCCCUCAAAACUAUAAAUUUUUAAUUGAGGGUCAAAUGGCCUUUGGGGUCAAACAACCCUGAAGAACAUUAAGGGUUAAAGGUCAAAUGGUCUCAAAGGUCGAGUAGAUUAAAGCAGAAUGAUAGGAAAGGGUCAAUUGCCCCUUAAACCGAUUUAACCCUAUACUCUAAACGUCCAAACGUUAAAGGCCAUUUGACCCUAAAACGAUUUGACCCUCAACUUCAAACGUCCUUAAGGCUCAUUGCCCCUCAAAAAACCCUUAAUUUUUAAUUGAGGGUCAAAUGGCGUUGGGGUCAAACAACGCUGCAGAACAUUUUGGGUUAAAGGUCAAAUGGGAUCAACGGUCGAGUAGAUUAAAGCAGAAUAAUAGGAAAGGUUCAAUUGCCCCUUGAAAACAUUUAAACCUAAACUCUAAACGUCCAAACGUUAAAAGCCAUUUGACCCUCAACUUCAAACGUCCUUAAGGGUCAUUGGCCCUCAAAACAAUUAAUUUCUAGUUGAGGGUCAACCAGCCCUCGUUCUAUUACAUUUUACAACAUCACAACUAAAAUCAGUAUUCAUUUCACGAAUAAAACGAGAGAAACAAAGAAUUAUUUCGCUGAAUAGUUUAAUUUCGAGUUGAUUUUUUUAUCGAAGAAUGAAAAAUACGAAUGAUAACAUACACGGCAACGACACAUAUGAAUUGCAUAGGACCACGUUUACUGUGUAAAUACUACUAGAAUACAAUCUAUUUACUACUGUACAUAAAUAAAUAAAAAUAUGAGGUGCGAGGAGGAGUAUGUAAUCAUGGAGAUGCCGAAAGAAUGUUAGAUUUUAUAUGUGAAAUCGAUGAAAAUAAUAACUCUAUGUGCAAUGCAAAAGAAUCAAACGAGCAACGAAAAGACGCGAACAAAGUCUGAUGAAAAAUGUUCACGCACAUUUAAUUGAUUAGAAGAUAUUUCUCGAUGGUAAUGGUAUUGAAUACAUAUCCACGGAGAAAAAAAAAAUGAAUCGAAAGAAUACAUUCGACAUUUUAUUUGUCUUUUGGCUAGUAGAUUCAUAAGUGCUUCAUAUUGAUGAUAAUUUCACUCCAAAAUGGGGUUUGUACGCGAGCUUUAAUAAUUUAAUCUCUCGUUAAAAAUGAAAUUAAAGUCGAAGAAGCAGUGAUAAUUGGGAGAAGUCAACGAUUAAGUAGGGUAAAAGCCACGUUCAUAGAAAUUCAUUGCAAAAAUGAAACUUGACAGAAUUCAAUCUUCAAUAUCUCCUGAAGGAAUAAUUCGAUUUGGACAAGUGAAAGGUCAUUUCGAAGAUUGAAAAAGUACCUUGAAAAUGAAAAAAAAAUGGUGAAUUUCACUCUACCAGUCUCAAGAUAUUCAGCAUUAAAGAUUAUUAUUCAAUCUAGUCUCUUUCAAGUCCAAUAAAAUCGGAUUUCACUCUCUGGUGAAUAUCUCCGAAUCUAAUGGAGAUAGCGAAAUUUUGAUGAAAACCUUUUUCGCAGAGAACUUCACGAGCUACAAAAAAGGUCAUUACCAAAAUGUCGCUAUCCCCUCUCCAUUCCAAGAUAUUCAGCGAAAACUGAAAAGUAAAUAAAAUCCAAUGUGCUUUUACCCUAAUAAACCCAGACUCUGUGCUCGUUGUUGAUGAAAUACCAAUGAAAUAACACCAUUUAUCUUUUAUAAAUUGACAAAUAAAAAAUAACAAAUGUAAAUAAUAUGCCUUGAAGAAUGAAGUGGGAGAGAAGUCAAAAAAUAUAUUCGAUUUCAUUGAGAAUGUAAAGAUAACGAGAGGUACGACGUAUAGCAUCUUAAAUACUCAAGACAAUAAAAUGUUA